Anthostomella pinea is the source of this 1593-nucleotide messenger RNA. The record is from the annotation of a GenBank genome assembly. Lineage: Eukaryota; Fungi; Ascomycota; Sordariomycetes; Xylariales; Xylariaceae.
AUGAGGGCCUUCACUCUUUUUCGAUCCCUGACUCAUGUGUUGUUGGUGCAUCUGGCUGCGACUUCGUGCGUCGUGCCAGAUGAAUAUGCACUGCUACCAUCCCCGGACGGCCAUUUCUUCCAAGACUCGAACAACAAGCCCUUCUUCUGGCAGGCGGAUACAGCUUGGUUGCUAUUUCACCGGCUCAACUUCUCCGAGUGCGAAGCGUAUCUGGCUGAUCGAGCCGCCAAGGGAUUCAAUAUUGUCCUUGCUGUAGGCUUCACCCAGAUCGGAAUUGACAGCCCAAACAGAAACGGGGAUCUCACCUUCAUCAACAAUGAUAUCUCACGGCCCAAUGAACUAUAUUGGGCAUAUAUUGAUUCCAUCGUGGAGCUCGCGUGGAGCAAGGGCAUCCGUAUCGGGCUCGUCCCUGCAUGGGGAAAGUACAUCCAUUCAGACCAAAAUGUUGGCUCGUUCAUCGACUCCACCACAACCUACCCAUUCGGCCACUUCAUCGGACAGCGCUAUCCUUACUUGCCCAAAAUCCUCGGCGCUGACACAAAUCCAUGGUGGACAAACAAAACUGCAGUCAAGGCUGAUUAUGCCGCGGGAGGUGUGCCGUCUACGUACACGUUCACAAGCUGGAGCAACAUCUAUAACAAGCUUGUCGAUGGUACUGUGGACGGCGAACGUUCUGCCCUCGCCGCUAGGAAUCGGACUGGAAAAGAUUCCUGGUGGCCGUUGAUGACCAUCCAUCCAACGAAUCAAUGGUUCCAAGACGGACCACUGGCGCUUGCCAGCGCUUUCUUCGGAGGCAGCUCAUGGCUUACUUUUGACGCCAGCCAAUCCGGCCACGCUGACUAUCCACCCAACCCACCUAUCCCUUGGUGGAACGCCCGUCGUGGAUGGGAACCAGUCACACUCAUGUAUUCGGGAGGAGAAAAGAGCGAAAGAAAAAGACCAGUGCUAGAUAACGAGGCACACUACGAAGGCAGGUAUAUCAACGGCAAGGCUGGUAAUCCUUACUGGAACGCUACCGAUAUACGCGUGGGGAGUUGGCAGGCUGUAUUUUCCGGUGCCGCUGGCGUCACGUACGGAGCAAACAACGUGAUGCAGAUGUACAUUCCCGGCCUCUUCAGCCCUGAUGGCAGUGGACCUGCACGCUCUUGGGCAGAGGAUCUUCAUCUGCCGGGCUCAGGUCAAAUGCAAUACAUCAAGAAAGCUGUGAUGGAUCGUAGAAGUACCAUGAAUUUCUCUACAGUUCCGGCUCAGGAACUGCUUGUUGGAGAUAUCGGUAAGGAUCUUGCCAACACCCAGAAUGGACUAAUACCCGCCUUUACUCUCGGUUUUGCAGACACUGAAACGAGUACAGGAACGGACGAUGAGCGCAUUACUGCACUUCGUGACUCAAAAGGGUCGUGGAUCAUGGUUUACAACCCUACCGGAAGAGCAUUCUCUGUCGAGAUCACGACCCUCGAGGGGAGCGAAAUUGGCGCCAAGUGGUACGAUCCGACGACGGGAAUUUACCGUGUCUUCGACUACCACCGGGAAGACAUGCCCUCGCAGACUACGAGAGAGUUUGUACCAGCGGCGGCAGAGGGUCACCUGGACUAG